ACCCGGGCUAUUUUCGAAGAAUUAACGGAGAUUCCUGUUUCUGUUGAGUUAGCUAGUGAUUUCUUGGAUAGAAAGACUCCUAUCUUCAGAGAUGAUGUUUGUGUAUUUGUAUCACAGUCUGGAGAGACAGCAGAUACCAUUCUUGCUUUACGGUAUUGUCUAGAACGGGGUGCUCUUUGCCUCGGUAUAACAAAUACUGUUGGUUCAACAAUUUCACGUGAAACACAUUGCGGUGUCCACAUUAAUGCUGGUCCUGAAAUUGGUGUUGCAUCUACUAAGGCGUAUACUUCUCAAUUUAUUGCUUUAGUGAUGAUGGCUAUUCAAUUGAGCGAAGAUCGUACAUCCAUGACACAGAGACGAAAUGAGAUUAUUGAUGAACUUAAGAAGCUACCAGAAUAUAUCAAACAAGUUCUCAAGAUGGAUAAAGAACUACAAGAACUUGCUAGAAAUGAUCUUAAUAAAGAAAAAAGUCUCUUGAUUAUGGGUCGUGGUUUCCAAAAUGCUACUUGUUUAGAAGGGGCUUUAAAGAUAAAGGAAGUUUCAUAUAUGCAUUCUGAAGGUAUUUUGGCUGGUGAAUUGAAACAUGGACCUUUGGCUCUUAUCGAUUCAGAUAUGCCUGUUAUUCUUAUUAUGACUAAGGAUUCUUUAUAUCCG
This is a messenger RNA of Ambispora leptoticha, 654 nucleotides long. The record is from the annotation of a GenBank genome assembly. Lineage: Eukaryota; Fungi; Glomeromycota; Glomeromycetes; Archaeosporales; Ambisporaceae.